AUGAGUCAAGAAUAUUACCCACGGAAGGGCAAAGGCCCCAGCAGCGCGCGCGACGAUGACAAUGAACAAGCGGAACAACAUGACGCCACAGACUCAAACACCCCCAACGGAACGCCGGGUUACAUGCAGGUUGGCUCAGGCUCUACAUCGCAACAUGCUGCAAGAUUGCAAGAACUGCUAGAGCAGGAUUCAGGUUAUGGAGGCAGCAUCAUGGACGGCAGCUCUGGCUCCAAGAAGUUUUCCACUCUGGGCUCACCGCGCACCGAUCCCAGCUUUGGCGACAAUCCCAUUCUCGCCGCAACAGCAAACACCGAGACCGAUCGCCGCGCCCAGGAUGCGACAAUCCACCAGCUAUGGUACAACCAACAAAGACUCAAACUUGGCCGUUCCAUCAACAAGGUUGUCGAGCUCCUCAAGAGCUUGCAGGAUUUGAACGUCACUUGGCCUGCCCACUAUCCCUCCGUGCAAAGGGCCGAAAGCACUGUCCCUACGAGCGAACGAGACCGACGACCUUCUUCUUCCGGAAGACCCAACUUCCAUCACACACACUCCAUGUCUGGUGAGCCUUCGAGCUCUCGCGCUUUUCCGCCUCUGCGACGAUCUAUGACGAGUUUCAACGAACAUGACGCUGCCGAAUCAAGCAAAGAUGCCGAAUCAAAGAGCAUCGCAGAACCACGACUCGUAUCGCCUCAGAUUGCUCAAGAGUUUUCAAUCCUCAAGCUUGACCUCAAGUUGGGCGCACUGCACCAGACAGAAUUAGUCCACUCACUAGAGAAGGGAUCAAUCGCUGCUCUUCUCGAUGGAAAGAUUAGUUCAAGCAUCAAACACCUUCAGUCACUAAGAGAAAGAAUUGAUGAUACGUCCAGCAAGGUCUUGAUCACUGGAGAUUUGAAUGCUGGAAAAUCGACCUUCUGUAACGCGCUACUGCGCCGAAAGGUUCUACCUGAAGACCAGCAGCCCUGCACCAGCAUCUUUUGCGAGGUUCUUGACGCAGCGAGAGAGAAUGGUGGCGUCGAAGAAGUUCACGCGGUGCACAAGAAUGCCACUUACAAUCGCCAUGAUGAAUCAACUUACGACGUCUUCUCCCUUCAGCAGCUUGAGGACAUUGUUGUGGACAACACCAACUACAUGCUGUGCAAGGUCUACGUUCGGGAUGUGCGAACACUCGACGAAUCCCUUCUUACGAACGGAGUUGUGGAUAUUGCCUUGAUCGAUGCGCCUGGUCUCAAUUCAGACACGACCAAGACGACCGCUGUUUUUGCUCGCCAAGAAGAAAUUGACGUCGUUGUAUUCGUGGUAUCUGCCGCCAAUCACUUCACCAUGACAGCAAAGGAGUUCAUUUGGGCGGCAGCAGCCGAAAAGGCGUAUCUAUUCAUCGUGGUGAACGGAUUCGACGGUAUCAAAGCAAAGGAACGAUGCCAGAAGAUGAUUUUGGAUCAAGUCAACGGUCUCAGCCCCCGGACCUUCAAGGAGUCCUCGGAACUGGUACAUUUUGUUUCCAGCAACGCAGUCCCAACGGCGCCGCCGCCUGGCGGUCCUGGUGGUAGUGGUAGUGGGAGCUCAAGUGGAGGGGGAGGCGGCGACGACCCUGACAGCGAUCCAAAGGGCAAGGGCAAAGACAAGGAAAAGAUCGCCGACUUUGAAAAGCUUGAGCAGUCUCUGCGCAGGUUUGUUUUGGAAAAGCGAGCACGAUCCAAACUCGCACCCGCCAAGACAUACUUGACAAACAUUCUCAACGACGUCAAUGUGCUCGCUACUGUCAAUUCAGAAGUAGCCCAGGCUGAAUUGGACAGAGUGAUUCAUGAGCUCGAGGAAAUUGAACCUCAACUUGAUGCAUCGAGAAAAGCCAAAUUGGAGGUCAGCGAUGAGAUUGACAGGACCAUCGAAGAAACAUGCAAGGACAUUUAUGAUAAUACGAGGAACGCCCUGAACCGCGCUCUUGUCGAUGCCGGCGAAAGUAACCUUGGCGUUCCUUACUCUGGCAUUUUCAAUGCUUUCCAGUAUGCUGAAGAGCUCAAGGAAGCCAUGUUGUCCGAGAUUCAAGAAGCUGUCAGCAUGUGCGAAGAGCACGCCAGGACUAAGACCGUUGAUGGCGUUGAGACCAUCAAGCAAUUGGGCGUUCACCAUCUUGGUGACGAAUACCAUGACCUGAAUUUCCGCUCUGAUGUCAUGUUCCGACGCCGGCGCGAUGCUCUUGCGAAGCAAAUCGACAUUCCCACUGAAUUCACGGAUUUUGUUGAUUGGUCCACAUUGAUGCAGCGUCAAGAAAAGGUCGCUGGCACCGGAAUGGCCCUGACAGUGGCAACGGCUUUGGGAAGUCGAAUGAUCGGUGGUUCUAGUUGGUUGGAUCAUACUAUGAGUGCAGCAAGAGUCCUUGGUAAUGACAAUCUUCGCCGACUGAUUGUUCCUGGCCUGAUCGUAGCGAUUGUCGGAGCUGCCGCAUAUGUGCUACAGCAGAUUCCUCAAUCUUUGCCUCACCGACUGUCGAGCAAGAUUGCAGCACAAUUGGAGGCUAUUGAUUAUACGCACACCAACAGUGCUCGCAUUUCUAGCUCCGUCCGCAAGGUGCUUCGAUUCCCUGCCGACAACCUUCGCGUCGGUCUUCAGCGCUCGGUCGAACAGCUCGGCGCCCGACGGGAUGAAACCCUGAAGACGAAAGGUGAAAGUGAAGUUGCCCUCAAAUACUUCGGCAACCUCGUCCGCGAGAGCUCGGCACAACGAAGAGUAGUUGAGGAAGUUGACCUUGAGGCUCAUCCUCAGGGCCCGAUUCCUGGCAUGACAAUUUCCUAA
This is a messenger RNA of Pestalotiopsis fici W106-1, 2790 nucleotides long. RefSeq lists its product as uncharacterized. The record is from RefSeq and is a predicted model, not a curated record. Gene Ontology annotation, cellular component: mitochondrial outer membrane. The transcript is spliced from 2 exons. Bases 1 to 2790 code for a protein of 929 amino acids. Gene Ontology annotation, molecular function: GTP binding; GTPase activity. Gene Ontology annotation, biological process: mitochondrial fusion. Lineage: Eukaryota; Fungi; Ascomycota; Sordariomycetes; Amphisphaeriales; Sporocadaceae.